GCCUGCGCAGGAUGAACCUCCAGGUUUCCUGAGGGUUCCCAACCCUCGGGGCAGGUCCCUGGGUCGUGACUGAGAAUGGCACCCCCCCCACACACACACACCCCUCCCCGAAGAAGCCCCACUUACUUCCUCCUGUACUUGCCUUGGACUUUCCCAGAGGGUUCUCUAGUAGAGGUGUCUCGACAAAAGGUCUUGAAAGUUAGCAUGUUUUGUUUAUAAUGAUCUCCCAGGCAGCAAUUCCGUGGACUUGAAGGUCUAGAAUGGAAUUCUUUGUAGCAUUGCUAAUCCUCUAUCUCUGCAGAGUCCCUGGCUGCAGUUCUGGAGAGUGCGUUUGGGAAGGUCAAUAGUGUACCCAAUGUCUCUAGCCAGUCUUGUGUCUGGAGAACCCUCAGGGGCACCUUCAAAUACAAUAUUCAUGCCAUUCUGGCUGUGCCUUCCAAGAGUCCAUCCUCCAUCCUCUGGCUGGUUUCCUGAGAGUUGGGAUUAUAAGGAAGUGAGGAAAAAUUCAGAGGGUGGAGGUGCUCCCUUCCCAGGUGAGGAAUGGCUGCUGUCGCCAUAGAUAAUAUUCCUGUGAAAUCUUGGCACUCCCUUCCCCAAGCUGGAAGGCAAUGGGGCUUCUUCAUCAGCAGGGACUCACUGGGAACCACAGAAAGGCCAGUUCUCAAGACGCAGCCUUUUCCAGUUCACUCCAUGUUCUUAAAUCUUUGGGCAGUUAAGGACAUGUUCCCUAUGGGAAUCACAUCUGGCACCCCUCUGGCUACAGGCACUGGAAAUAUGUUCAAAAGGAAUACAUAUAUAUGUAAAAGAAAUGAAUAUAUGUAAAACAGAGGAAUAUAUUACAAAGGAAUGUGUAUAUAUAUAUAUAUAUAGAGAGAGAGAGAGAGACAGACAGACAGACAGACAGACAGAAUAUCUCACUAUGUAGCCCUGCCUCCUGGAACUCACAGGGCUCUGCCUACCCCUGCUUCUUAAGUGCUGAGACUAUAGGUGUUCAGGACACCAUGCCCAGUAGUCUAAAGAACGAAUUUGGAACUUUGUAUAAUAUACAUGUAAACCUGAUGAUUGGCCAGUAGCUUCCCGGGUGGAGUUACUCUCUCUACUCUGCUAGGCUAGUAGGUUUCUUGAGUUAAUUUGUACAUUUGGCUUCAGGCUGGUAUAGCUGCUGGUAUAGUAAAGGAUUUAUGGUUCCUGGAGGCUGACGUGGUGUCACAAUAACAGUAACUCAAGCUACCAAUGCUGGAGUAAUAUCACAAUAAAAGCCAUUUGAGUCCCCAGGAGGGAGUCUCUGAGGAUUCUUUAUUAUUCUUUUUAUUAAAAGGGGGACAAGAAUAAUUCUUGCAUGUGCAGAGAUGGGCACCUAUUUUCUCAUCAGCUCUCCACUGUCUCUAGUGAUGGGGAUGCCUCAUGCCUAAAGUGGGAUUACACAUUGAAGGUCAUGCAGGGCCAGCUGUUUUGUCUAUGUACAGUGUGAAACAUCUGGGUUUUAGUGGAUGCCAUUGUGUUCCCAGAACUGCUCCUAGUGCUAUGGACAGCCUAGGAGCCAAGGCUACUACUCUCUUUGAGGCCCUUAGGCUCUGGUCACAUACGUGCCAAGGAGAGAAUUUCCAAGAUGUUUGACCAAUCAUGGUGGGGAAUUUUUUGUAAAGCAGUUUUCCUCCAAAUUAAAACAUUCCUUUCUGGAGGGAAGGUAUUAAGACUUAGGAAAUGAACAACUAACAAGUUUCAGAUGUUCCUGAAACUUACAAGGCCCUUCCUCUCUAAAGAUAAAUAAUUAGGAGGACAGACAAUGCUUUGACCUAUUCAAGUGCCUUUCUCCAGGGUUCCAGCUUUUGUGAACCAUCACCUAUGCUGAAGUUUUUGGUGAUAUAGCUCCCUUUGAGUUGUCUCUGAUGCUGUAAGUAACCCCUCGUCCAUACUCCUGAAAUAGCCCAAAUCAACUGAUUGGUUUACCAAGUUGGGCUUUGGUAAGAUCUUUCUCUGGUCUAUUGUCAGUUCCCUAUCUGGAGUGAAUGGAUGUUUAUGUUGCAUCUUCCCAGGAAAUAGGAACACAUUUAUUAGACCUGCACUAUGUGUCUUAGAGGAGCUAAGAUGGCUCCAGACUCUCACACCUGAAAAGCCUUGUGAAAAGGGCGAGGUACAAAAAAAGGAAGCUUUUGAACCAGGAACAGAUAUAGACUGAAGAAGGCCAGGCAGGUCUGAGUUAGGUGGAAGGCAGACUUAGGCUGCAUUCUGUUCCGAUUGAAGGGGUUGGUGUAGGGAACAAUCUCAUAGGUUCCAGGAGACUUGCUGAGAUGGCUGGUUGGUUGCAAGAGUAUGUGGGACUGCCUUUCAGGACCUGCACCUGUGAGUACCACAUCUUAAGUGCCUUGCCUAACAUCCUGCCAGUCUGGCCUUAUGAGGUCAUGGGGGGAACAAAGAGGCCCACUUGGUAGGACAUGUGUCCUACCCAAUGUGCACCCAAGAGUGCAUCAGAAAUUGUCCUCUGUGGUUAGCUCGGCCUGAGCUUUCUGGGUUCCAAGAAACCAGUGAUGGAGGCAGAUGUGCUGUGUUAAGGAAUGGGGGAGGAAGCCCAAGCCCAGGAUAGGAGGUUUCUCUUUGCUUUCCCUUGUCCACCAGGAAAGUGGGAAGAACAGGUCUUCAUAGCCAGGGCUUGUCUCAAAAUUCUCCUGACUGUAUGACUUUGUACUGGCUUCUCAGUGUCCCCAAGUGUGACAGAGUUGCUGCAGAGAGUCUCUAAGUGCAUAAGGGCAAUAUGUCCUUGUCACUUACAGCAGGGCCUGGUCUGUGGGAAAGUCAAGGUCAAGCCCUUUUUGGCCCAGUCCCAGAGUCCUGUGACUCACUCCACAGAGGAGUCCUGCUGUGUGCAUUUGGCAGGAGGUAGGGGAUUUUGUUGCAGAACCACUCUUGUUUCUUAGUUUCCUAAAAUUUGUGAAGACUACCCAAACUGGGCUACUUAUGUAGGGCUUGCUCAAGCAAAGAGGUUGGCCGCUGCCAUUACUUCUGCUUGCUAGAAAUUCAUAUGCAGGUCAGGGAGCAAGACAGCUGUGUACUGAAAGAUCUCAGCAUCCAAAAACAGCCGAGCAGUGCCAGAGAAAACUCUUGUGAGCAUCUCCACAGUCAUAGGAAAUGCAGUUCUCUACUUUCCAAGCGCCACAACUCUCCUGAUAAAAUACUUCAUUCAACAGCAAUAGAAGGGGAUCUGUCCUCCAGACCUGAGGAAAGACUGAAGAUUCAUACAAGUCCUGUACCUAUGUCUUCUCGAGGAAGACUGAAGGCUCCUCACCCACAAAAUCCAGGCAAAACAAGAUGAAGUGAACAAGACAGUCUUGGCAUUUCUCCCCAGGGUUCUGGGAAGGAUGAUCCGGCAAGAAGGAAAAAUGCCGUUCGGGAUUGGAUGCUGGUGUUUCCAGAGCGGUCUAACCUGGGCAGGAAUGAGCACCUUCCACAGGUGACCGAGUAUUAAAAUGUGGCCCAGUUUAAAGAAAAAGCAGUGCUGGCUGCCUGCCUUCCCUAGGUCUGGAGCCAGUAUGUCUGUCUGCUGCUACUGUCCUCUGCUAACGUUAGACUGAAGUUUCUUCAGCCUUCUCUAACACGAACGGAACACCAGUGACUCUUCAGGAAUUUUCCAGGCCUUCAGCACCAGAUUGAGACUGCAGAAUCAAUCAACUUUUGGAACCAAACAGCCUCUCUAGUGUUGUGUCUCAUGUACCCCAGGCUAGCCUUGAGUUCACUGCAUCCCUGAGGAUGACCUUGAGCUUCUCCUGACACCAUCUCCCAAGACAGAGAUGUGAGCGAACUCUCAUGUUCCUGCUGCUACAGUUAUGAGCUGCUCCUACUGCUACAAUGGACUGGGAGCCAGAACAAAUCAUUCUUUCCUACAGUUCUUUGUAUCCGGUAUUUUGUCAAAGCAACAGACAUGCCCUAGGUUUAUUUCCAUGGUGAUUCCCAGGAGAUUGAAAAUCAAGACUGACUACUGCAUACUACAAAGUUCCAUCGAGCUUUCGGAAGAGCUCCCGUGAUGCUGGUAGCUGUUCCUGCUUCUCUCCCAGUGCCUCCAGGCAGCACCUGCACUCGUAGGUCCUCGGCACAGGCAGAGAGUACAAGCUCGGAGAAUCACAGCCCUUAACAGUCUCCAUCACCCUGGCCUGAGGACAGAAGACGGCAUUUUCUGCACCCCAAGGAGCUGGAACAAUGUCCUCUGAACCCAUCUAUGUAGCCAUGUUUCUGUAGCCACUGCCCAUGGUCCUGGAAAAACAGAGGUUAAGCCAUCAAUAAUUCUUUUGUUCUUCAGUGAAAAUCCACCAGUAACUGACAGAUUAAACUCAGGGCUUUUGCGCACACUAGGCAAGCACCUUGCCUCCAAGUUAUAUCCCAUCUCUAUGCCAAUAACAUUUAUUUUCCUGUCCCCACUCCUCGACAUUCUCUUGGUCAAGACUUCUAGCACAGGCACUACACUGAGUCCCAGUACCCUUGAGGUUGAGGAGACCAUGGGUCCACUUUGAGGUACUCUUGUGAGAGAAUCACCGGGAUGCAAGGGGAUGACUACAGGCUGGUACAGCUACCCUGGCCAGUGGAAACAGGCUGUGGUUUCACAACGGAAUGUCUAGAGAGUAGAUGAUGUCCUGCAGCUCCAGUCUCGUGAUUAACAUCGGUAGAAAGACUCCACUGCCCAAUCGAGGCAGGACUGCCGAGGGCGCAGACCCUUCAGGAAUGAUGGCUUAGGUCAACCACCAGGUAAAGGACCACAAUCAGUUGAAGCACUCGCAGAAGCAAAGAGACAUUCAGGAAGAUGGUUAUAAAUACCAGCCAGGCCAUGUGACUGGCUGCAGCCCUGAGCCUAUGAAGGUUACAGAAUUUUUUCCUAUGCUGCGAGCGAAUAUGACUGAAUGAUUCUUUCUUCCCCGCUCCAGACCCCUGCACCUAGUAUUUGGGUUCCGAGAGCUGCUAAUUUUCUGUCUUUGGAUUUGCUGCAGCUAGCCAGAAGGGGGAUGGAUAAGGACACAGGACCUCCCCUCUCUGUGGGGGUGAGGACGUGCAUCUGUCUAUGCAGUCCCAGCUGUCUGUUAGGUAAAAGUGGAACCUUGGUUUUAUUCAGAAAUCUCACCAAAGAGUUUCAUUUUUGUAAGAGGUUCAAAACAGGCAGGUCCUUAGAGACAGAAAAUGGCUUCCUGGUGUUGGGGGGGGGGAAUACUGGGAAGAGUGGGUGCUAAUGGCAGUAGGGAGAUAGGAUCUGGUAUGCUAGGAACAUUCAAACACCAGAUGAUGGUGGUGGUCUGGUGGAGUUACUGAAAAUCACAGAUCUGUGUGUUUACUCAGAGCAAAUCAGAUCCCAUGCCAAUUAGAUGCAAUGGGGUUUCUUGUUUUAUAAGUGACGUUAUCUGUAGAUGCCAGGGGGAAGGGGGAAUCUGCAUGGUGUCACCUUCCCUGAACUGAGGGUAGCAGCCAUGAGUGUGGAGGUGAAGCAGGGACUCUCUUUAGACCUCACAUUUGUUUCUGCCUGGCUCCCUAGAGCUUCUCCCUGAAGUCUUGGGUGCUGGCCUCCUCCUGUGCUAUUCACAGGUCGGUGUUGUACAAAUGUCUGCCACAGAUUUUCUGAGAGCUCAGCAAUCUAGAGGACCUCCUGUUUCCCACUUCCCACCCACAGGGAUUCCAGCUGGCUACUGGCUACUGUGCCAGCCAGGACCUGUUCCACGGGCCACCAGCCCCCCUAGUCAAGCAGGGGUCGUCUGUAUUGGCCCUAGUCCUCCCUAUGAAAGGCCUGGGGAGCGUCUGUCUCCAGUUCUGGUUUCUAGUACAUGGCCAUUCUCGGUCUUAUGCCUGCUCUCAUUUUCCCUUUCCUCAUCCCCCCUUUUAUUUUUAACCUCAAAUACAGACUACAGCAGAAGCCUGAGAUCAGCAGAGACCUCAUCCAGUCCCCAGCAACCUGUACAGACACUCUGUGCCCUGUGGUAAAGCACACACAACCAAAUUGUUCAUCUUUGCUGUGACUAAAUGAUAGGUUGGCGGCACUCACUCUCUGCUGCCCAUCCUCCAAACAGAAACUGUAUGAAACACAGACUCUCCCCCUUCUCAGCCCCCAUCAUCCGACCCUGCCUUCUAUCUCUGUAAAUCUGAAGUCUCCAGGGACCUCUCAGGAGAGGAAUCCAUGUCUAUAUGGUAGGCUUCUUUCCCUGGACAGUGUCUAGAACGUUCUGUCCUCCACACCUUUCCCCAUGCCUGUGCAGGCCACCACUUCUCACCUUCCCACAGCAGUCUUCCAUACUUCCUGGUUCAUCCCGCUCUCCUCUAAUCUAUCUACAUAACCUGUAGUACGACCAUCUUUAUACUGGCAUUGGUGGCCAGCAUGGUGACCUUGCUUAGACUGUGUUUCCAUCCCCCAACUAGUGCUAUAGAUCGUACCUCUAAAGAGAGGGAGGAAAAGCCAGAACCAACCAAAUACUAAAGACACACACUCUCUCUCUCUCUCUCUCUCUCUCUGUGCGUGCGUGUGUGUGUGUAUGUGUGUGUGUGUGUGUGUGCCUGUAUGUUAUGCACCUGGAUAAUAGUCACUUGUGUUCAUCUCGGUCUAGGACAAGUGUUCAAUUCUGUCUUGGCUCAUUUUUCCUUACUAUGUCAAAAUUUCUGAAUCUGGGGAAAGUGGAAGAAAAGAGAUUUGUAUAGGUUUAAGGGCAUGACAAAUUACAUCAGAUUGCCUUGGUGACAACCUUGUGAUGAUGGUGUCACGAUGGCUAUAGGUGAGAUGGGAAGUGAAAGAGUGGGAAGGGGUCAGAGUUUGUGUGUGUGUGUGUGUGUGUGUGUGUGUGUGUGUGUGUGUGUGUGUGUAAGCAAAUAUGGACAGGAUUAUGUCUUUUAGGUGUAUGUUUGUGCACGUGCAUUUGCAAAGGCCAGAGGUCAAGCUCUGUCAUUCCGCAGGAGCCAGUCACCUUCUGGUUUGAUAUAGGGUGUCUUCUGAAACCCACACAUUGGAGAUAAGGCUAAAUUGAUUGGCCAAUAAACCCCAGGGGCUCCAUCUGUGUCCCCAGCACUUUGAUAUCAAGCACGGGACACUGGUUCUCUGUGUGGACAUCAGGUGUAGAGCUUAGGACCAUUUGCUUGUGGGCAAGCAUUUUACCUGCUUGUGGGCAAGCAUUCUACCCGGUCUAGCUCCUCGUGUUGUUUUGCUUUGUUGUUGUUUUGUUUUUUGUUUUUGUUUUGUUUUUUGGCGGACGUUUGCAACAAUCUUCUUUGAGAAACCAGCUGGUGUCCUUGAGAUCUACUUAUCCCUCCCAAGAACUUUGUCCCCAGAGAUACUAGCCCCAGGACUUCUGACAGAGCCACAAUGAAGACCAAGCCUCCAACACAGAAACUUUUGAGGGGAAUUCAAGCUACACCCAAUCCACAGAGCCACAAUCCUUCCUCCUAUUAGAGGCUCUUACUGGGGAGCAAGGAGUCAGCAGAGUUGUUGAAGGCAGCAUUUGACAUACGAGACCCCUGAGGACUUUUGCUGCAUUCUGGUAAAUGUUAGUUUUGUGGUGACACAGUUUCCAGGCCAUAUGCAUGUGGGGACCAACAUUCUGCCAGUGUCUCAAAGACCUCUGCUGGAAUCUAUAGCACACUGCCUGUCUCUGCUUUCCUUCCUCUCCUCUCUCCUUCCCUUCCCUUCUCCCUCUCUUCUCUUCCCAUGUUUCUGUCCUUCCUCUUUUCCGUUUUUUUCUUUCCCUUCCCCACUUGUCUCUCUCCUUCCUCCUCCUCCUCUUCAUCUCUCUCUCCCUCUCCUCUCUCCUUCUCUCUCUCCUUUUCUCUUCCCUUCUUGCCUCUGCUUUCCUCUCCUUUUCUUUCCCCCCUCUUCUUCCCUCUUCCCCUUCCUCUUCUCCCCCCCUUCCCCUUUCCUCCCCUCUUCCACUUUCAGCCUCCUCCCUUCCCCCAGGUAUCUCCCACCUCAGAAGCCCUCUUGAGGGAACCUCUCAGGUCCCUGGCUGCUUCCGGCCCUGCUGGCUUCCUGCUGUUGCUGUCAGCCGGGAGGCUAUUGUUCCACCUGGGUGAGAUCACGUCCUGUUUUCAGGUCUUGGAAAUGGACAGCACGUGUGGUCUGCUCAUUUCAUCUCUCUCCAAAAAGGAAGCAUAGGCAGGACUGAGUGUUGGAUAAAAGUUGUAGCCGGGAACUUUCUUCGCUGUGGUGCUGCCUUUUCCCUGGACAUCCACCCACUGAGAAACUGGAGCCACCUGAAGGCCCCAGUACAACCACAUUUUCAUCUACUUGGGUGACUUCAUUAUUAUGAUAUCGCGAAGUGAUGACUUUCUAAUCCUAUCUCUCACUGAACAUUUAUUAGCUGACACUGCUGCAAAACAAACACAAACAAAACAAAAAUACCAUCCAGACUUUUCUUCUCCGUGACAAAGUAAGUAGUAAACUACUUUUAGGAUGAACCCACUGCCAGCUGCUGUGAUCUGUCAUUUACCCUGAAGUUAAGGACAAUGCCUAUCCCCAGUGUGGCCAGCAGGAGCUGUCUUGGCUCCUUUGUCUUGUUGACAGUGCCCUGCACCUGACUUACUCACUUUUGGUCCUGAGAGCCAUCUCUGCUAUUUUUUGCCUGCUUGUGGAAUUACCAUCACUCCAAGAAACUCUUCCUUUUAUCAGAAAAUGGUAAUUUUAGGGGACCCGUGAAAUGGCUCAGCAUGUAAAGGGGCCUACGACCAGUCCUGGUGACAUGAGUUCAACACCUGGAACUCCUAAGUGAAAAAAAAGAGAAGUAAAUCCCGAAAGUUGUUCUCUGACCUCUGAAUACAUCUCUCUCUCUCUCUCUCUCUCUCUCUCUCUCUCUCUCUCUGUGUGUGUGUGUGUGUGUGUGUGUGUGUGUGUGAGAGAGAGAGAGAGAGAGACAGACAGAGAGACAGACAGAGAGAGAUGUUAAGAUGUGACAUUUGGACAGCAACAGUCCACUGAGGACUAGUAACCUGGGCCCAUCCUCAUCUACACAAUUGCAUCUGUAUCCAGCUAAAUGUUGACUGAUCCCAAGAUAAAGACAAAAUGGAAGUUAAUUCUGAGCUCUGUGAUUCUGGCCCAGUAGCUGGUGAGUCUUCCAAGCUCUACCCUGACAUUGCCUGUCAUUUGAUCUCUGUGACAAGACAUAGGGCUCCCCCAUCCUCAACAUGCCCAACCAUGUCUCCAUUUUCCAAACCAUGCUGUGGGUCCUUGUCCCUGACUAUAUCCUUGGCCCCAGCAGACUCUAGCUUCUUCUCAUCCCUGACCCCAGCCCUGUUCCCUGUGUCCCCAGUUCUCAAGCAUUCAGACAACUUUAAAGAAAAGAAAGAGAAAUGGAGAAAAGCAAUGUGUGUUGUAGCUACGGGGAACAGAGGAGUGGGGGAAGAUGAACCCCAAUUCCACUCCCCUGUCAGGAGGACCUGCAUCCUGGCUUGUCCCAUGCACAUGACCAGGCAGAGUGUUUCAAGUUCACCAGGGACCGGAGCUCCCAGCUCUGUGACUGAGAAAGGGAGCAACCUUCUGACCUUAUUGUACCAGGUAGCAUCGCUGACAGGGACUGAGCCAUCCAGUAGUCCCAAUGGAGAUUCAUCAUGGAAGGCCAUCAGCAGCAGUAGGAAGAAGCAUUAAGAUGGGCAGGAAAGAAACCAAGGGGAUCUGGUUGUAAGAACAUGGCCCACUGACAACCUGAUGAGCUACCGGUCAGACAGUGUGGGGGCUGUGAAGAGACGUAUGAGGAGGGGGUGUCAGACGGUGGUGUUCCAAAGCAAUGGUUCUCAACUUCCCUUAACCUGUGACCCUUCAAUACAGUUCCUCAUGCUGUGGUGAUCCCAACCAUAAAUUUGUCAUUGUUACUUCAUAACUGUAAGUCUGCUACUGUUAGGAAUUGUAAUGUGACUAUCUGAUAUGCGACCCCUGUCAAGGUCGUGAUGCAGGUUGAGAAGCUGGUUCUAGAAGCUCAGGAAGACUGUAGGAUGGGAGCCAGAGCUGGGAUGUGGAAGAGAAAGGUGCAAGGGCUCACAAAAGGAAGAGGGAAACUGGCAGGAAGGAGAUACCUGGAGAAAUCAGACACUCCGGGAUUCAGGCAGCUCAGGAAAGCACCUUUGGGAAGAGGGACAAGGGAGGACACACAUGCUAGAGUGCUACAGUGUCAGAGUUCUAAACUGGUCCCAAUGAACACACUCUACACCUUGAGAAUAAUGCUGGGGUCAAUGAGAAGGCUCAGUGGGUUAGGUGCUUUUGCUGAACCCGAUAGCCCGAGUUGGGACUAUCAUCCUAGGGAGCCAUACGCUGGGAGGAAAGACCCAACUCCUGGGAGUCUGAAAGCUGUCCUCUAAUCUCCACUGUAAUCUCUGACACUGUAGCUUGAACAUGAGUUUGUGCAUGCAUCUCUCACCAAACAAAUACACACACACACACACACACACACACACACACACACACACACACACAAUGCUAGAUGUGAGAAAAGUAAGUUCUAUAGCUCUGAAAAAAUUAACUUUGGACCUGGUAUAUGCGUGCGUGCAUGUGUGUGCAAGCAUGCUUGCCUGCUUGCUUGCUAGUGCACAUGUAUGUAUGUGUGUAUCUGUGCAUGAGGAGGUCGGUGGUCCAUGAGUCUCUCUUUGAUGGCUUUCCUCUUCAUUGUUUUGAAAUGAGGUCUCUCACUGAGCUUGGAGUUCACUCAUCAGGCUGGUUGGCCAGCAGGCCCCAGGGGUCCUCCUGUUUCAGCCUCCCCAGCACUUGGGGCUGCAGGUGAACACCACCACACCGAGCUGGACAUGGUGCUGGACAUCAAACUCAGAUCCUCAUGCCUGUUCAAGCACUUUGCUGACUAGGCACUCUCCCCAGCCCAUACACGAGUCUGUACAGACAGUAACUAUGAUUUAAAUGCAGAUGGGAUAAAUCCAGGGCAUGCUCCAGAAAGAGCCACUAUACUAAUCCUUUGAAAGACAUACUCAAGCAACCAGAGAAGCAAGUUCUGGAAGGUGAUAGAAGGAAGGAACCUGCGGAAGAUGUCCUUCACAGUAAAAAGAACCUGGACGUUUCUAGAAGUCAGGGGUUGUUUUUCUUUAAGUUAUUUUAUAUCGAUGAGUGUUUUACCUGCAUGUAUGUAUGUACACCAUUUAUGUGCAGUGCCCUUGGAGGCCAGAGAGGGGUUGGAUCCCCUGGGACUGGAAUUACAGCUGGUGGUGAGCCACCAUGUAGGUCCUCUGUAAGAGGAGCCAGUGCUCUUAGCUGCUGGGCUGUCUCUCCAGCACUAAUCAAGUCCAUUUUUAAAUGUUAAGUGGAAGUUGCAUUCCAAGGACAAAGCUCGCUUUAUAGGUUGCUUUGGAUUGGUUAAUUUUCUUUUAGAAUUCUUACAUCCACAUCCACGAGGAAGAAAUACAGUGGUUCAUCUGGUUUGGAAUCUGAGCCACGCUGGCAUUAUAAAGACAAUUAGGAUGGUUGCACCUGUAGGUGUAUUUUGGGGGGCUUCUUUAUCGGGUUCUUACACCUCUUCCACCCUCCCAACCCUUAUUCUACCCUAAGCCCUUCCAACCCCCCCAGUACUAGGUAGGAGAAGGAAGGUUAGAAGGGAAAGGGAGCGUAGACCUCUUUAGACAACUUCCCGCUGAUUAGAGCACUGAGUCCCUUGGAGGAAGCUCAGUCUUCAUUGUCAGGAUACCCUUUCUUCUUCUCAUCCCUGCUCACGACCACUUGACGACUACACUAGCAGCAUGGGGAGCAGCAGUUGCUCCUGGCCCUCUCGGGACUCUCGCACUUAUACUCUCUCAAGAGUCCCCAGAAUGCCAAUCGUAAAUUAUCUGCAGCUGGCAAAAAUCAUGCCCCUUCUAGAGUAUGAGACCCAUCAUAGCAGCUGUGGACAAUCUGAAGCAGUUCCGUAUCCCACACCUGGGAUUUAAAAAAACCACAUUCACAUAACAUAACUGGGCUUUUAAGAAAAUCAGAAUUCUCACUAUAGCAUCCUUUUCAAGGUUUUCUGGAUACGUUUGUAUAGGUUGGUUUUCUUUCUUCCUUAAGUCUUUAGUAGAAUUCACUAAUGUGGCCACGUAGACCUGGGGUUUUCUUUUUUGCAAGGUUUUACCCAGUGUCCUAGCUUGCCUUCCGUUGCUAUGAUAAACACCAUGACCACAAGCAACUUGGGGAGCACAGGGUUUAUUUCAUUUUAUAGUUUACAAUCCAUCACGAAGAAGACAGGUCGGAGCUCAAGGUAGCAACCUGGAAGCAGGGACUGGAGCAGAGGCCAUGGAAGAAUGCUGCUUGCUGGCUUGCUUCUUGUACUUCACUCAAACUGCUUCCUCUUCUUUUCUUUUCUUUUCUUUUCUUUUCUUUUCUUUUCUUUUCUUUUUUUUCUUUGCUUUUUUUCUUUUCUUUUUUCCUUUGCUUUUUUUUUUUCUUUUCUUUUCUCCUUUUCUUUUCUUGGUUGGGUGGAGGAUAUAUUAUUCUGUUUUGUGGAUACAUGGGAAUUUUCACAAUAAAAAAGUAAAAGGGAAACACAGAGAGAGGAGUUGAAUGUUUACUUUAAGCCAAGUAGGAAGGGCAGAUAUUGCCUAGAAUAUCUGUGUCUUCUUGGUCCCUUUCUAUGUAUUGUCCUUUGCUUAGAGCUCCUUUAUGAAGAUUACACCUUUGCUUCACUCGACCUUCAAACUCUUGUCAUAGUUGAUUGUCCCAGGUAAAGGGUUGGGUUUUAAACAAUGACAUUAUGUAAGCAAAGUCUCUCGGUUUGAAUGUGAACUGUCCCUCAGAGUCUCAUAUGUUUUUAACAUUUGGCUCCCAGCUGGGAAGGGUGUAAGACUUUCAGGAGCGGGAGCCUUGCUGGAGUUAGUCCACUGGAGAGGGACUUUGAGGCUUUAUAGCCCAACCUCACUUCCUGUUCUCUUUAGCUUUCUGACUGUGGAUGCAAUGCUAUCCAGCCUCCUCCUCCUGCCACCGUGCCUCCCUGCCUGCUUCCACCUCUUCCCCAUCACGAUGAACCCAAAUAAACACUGUCUCCUUUAGUUGCAUUUGUCCAGGUAUUUUUAUCAUAUGGUAACUGAAAAGUAACUAAGACAUAGGAUGUCUAAAAUUUGGUGCUGUCAGUAUCUGCAAUUAUUGAUGCCAUUUUUGUUGUUGUUGUUGUUGGGUUUUUUUUGUUUGUUUGGUUUUUCUUUUUUUUUUUUUUGGUAGGUCUGUCCUUCAACUUGCUUCUUUUCUUUUUCUCUCCAUCUUUAUUCAAUUGGGUAUUUCUUAUUUACAUUUCAAUUGUUAUUACCUUUCCCAGUUUCCAGGCAAACAUCCCCCUAACUCCUCCCCCUCCACUUCUAACCCCUCCCCAUCCUCCCCCCAUUACUGCCCUCACCCCAGGAAUCCCGUUCACUGGGGGGUUCAGUCUUGGCAGGACCAAGGGCUUCCCCUUUCACUGGUGCCCUUACUAGGCUAUUCAUUGCUACCUAUGCAGUUGGAGCCCAGGGUCAGUCCAUGUAUAGUCUUUGGGUAAUGGCUUAGUCUCUAGAAGCUCUGGUUGGUUGGCAUUGUUGUUCAUAUGGGGUCUCAACCCCCUUCAAGCUCUUUCAGUCCUUUCUCUGAUUGCUUCAACAGAGGUCCCAUUCUCAUUUCAGUGGUUUGCUGCUGGCAUUUGCCUAUGCAUUUGCCAUAUUCAGGCUGUGUCUCUCAGGAGAAAUCUUCAUCCGGUUCCUGUCAGCCUGCACUUCUUUGCUUCAUCUAUCUUAUCUAGUUUGGUGGCUGUAUAUGUAUGGGCCACACAUGGGGCAGGCUCUGAAUGGGCAUUGCUUCAGCCUCUGUUCUAAACUUUGCCUCCCUAUUCCUUCCCAAGGGUAUUCUUGUUCCCCUUUUAAAGGAGUGAAGCAUUCACAUUUUGGUCAUCCUUCUUGAGUUUCAUGUGUUCUGUGCAUCUAGGGUAAUUCAAGCAUUUGGGCUAAUAUUCACUUAUCAAUAAGUGCAUACCAUGUGUGUUUUUCUGUGAUUGGGUUACCUCACUCAGGAUGAUAUUUUCCAGUUCCAUUCAUUUGCCUAUGAAUUUCAUAAAGUCAUUGUUUUUGAUAGCUGAGUAGUAUUCCAUGUGUAGAUGUACCACAUUUUCUGUAUCCAUUCUUCUGUUGAAGGGCAUCUAUAGUAGCUUCUGGCUACUAUAACUAAGGCUGCUAUGAACAUAGUGGAGCAUGUGUCUUCGUUAUAUGUUGGGGCAUCUUUUGAGUAUAUGCCCAGGAGAGGUAUAGCUGGGUCCUCAGGUAGUGCAAUGUCCAAUUUUCUGAGGAACCUCCAGACUGAUUUCCAAAAUGGUUGUACCAGUCUUCAAUCCCAUCAGCAAUGGUGGAGUGUUCCUCUUUCUCCACAUCCUCACCAGCAUCUGCUGUCGUCAGAGUUUUUGAUCUUAGCCAUUCUGACCUGUGUGAGGUGGAAUCUCAGGGUUGUUUUGAUUUGCAUUUCCCUUAUGACUAAAGAUGUUGAACAUUUCUUUAGGUGCUUCUCAGCCAUUCUGCAUUCCUCAGCUGUGAAUUCUUUGUUUAGCUCUGAACCCCAUUUUUAAUAGGGUUAUUUGUCUCUCUGCAGUCUAACUUCGUGAGUUCUUUGUAUAUUUUGGAUAUAAGCCAAAUUGUAGGAUUGGUAAAGAUCUUUUCCCAAUCUGUUGGUUGCUGUUUUGUCCUAACAACAGUGUCCUUAUAGAAGCCUUAUAGAAGCGUCGUAGUUUUAUGAGAUCCCAUUUGUCGAUUCUUGAUCUAGAGCAUAAGCCUUUGGUGUUUUAGUGCAUGGUACUUAUAUGUCAAUUUGCUUCUUUAUACAACACAAGUACCCAUUCAGGGAAGGCACCUCAUACACAGAGGGAUGUGCCCUCCCACAUCAAUCACUAAUUAAACAAAUGCCCUACAGCCAGGUGUGGUGGAGCACACUUUUAUACCCAGCACUGGGGAGGCAGAGGCAAGCUGAUUUCUGUGAGUUCAAGGCCAGCCUGGUAUACAUAGUGAGUUCUAGGAUAGCCAGAACUACAUAGUGAGACCCUGUUUUAAAAAAACAAAACAAGCAAAAAAGGAAAGGAGGGAGGGAGAAAGGGAGGGAAGGAGGGAGGGAGGGGAGGGGAGGGGAGGAGGAGGAAGAGGAGGAGGAGGAGGAAGAAGAGAGAGAGAGGGGGGGGGGAGGGAGAGAGAGAGAACCCACAAACAUGACAUCAGACAGCCUGGUGGGGAUGUUUUCUCAGUUAAGGUUCCCUUUUCCCAGGUGACUCUAGCUUGUGUCACGUUGAUAAUAAAAAAACUUAACUGCAUGCCCACAAAUUUAAUUUACUGAGUAGAUAUGGGACUAUUAUGUUUAUCUGCUUCUUAUGCAAAUUCUGCUAGUUUGUGUCUUUCAGGGAGUAUCUCUAUCCCAGCUAACUUGAUACAUUAAUGGCACAAAGUUAGGUGUGUGUUUCUGAUCUGUGGGACCUGUGGUCCUGUUCUCACUCACUCCUGCUGUUGAGACCGAGUGAGCUUUUCUUUUUUUUUUCCCCCUUGUUCCAUCUGGCUUUUGUAAAAUUUAUUUACCUUCUCAAAGUCAGUGCUUGGUUUUCCUAGCUAUGAGUUCAGAGGAUGCAGCCUGUCAUGGUGGAAGGAGAAAUGGCAGGGACAGCUUUCAGGUGUCCCGGGGGUGUCACAGGGAGGGUUCCAUCUCUUUUAUAAUGAGCAAGCAGAAAGAAAGGAGGACUAAGUUAUCAAUCUCAAGACCUGCCUCCCAGAAACCUACUCCCUCCAGCUAGUCCCUAUAUCUCAAAGGUUCCACAAUCUCCUUCAACCGUGCGGACAGCUGGGGACUGUGUUUCCAUACGUGAGUCUGUGAAGGGACAUCUCACCUGUAAGCCGUGCAUUCCACCUCUGGCUUCCAAGACUCAUUCAUGACCAUCUCACAAUGAAUUAUGUUUCUGAAGUCUCUACAGUUUUAUUGUCCAAAGUAUAACAUCUCCUCUGACACACAAGGCAAUCUCGUAAGUGUGAAGCCCUGAAAAAUAAGAUUAAAAAAAAAAAGGCAACACAAAGUGGUAUGGCAUGGGUGGGCAGAGGCCACCCAGAGGCCACUACUGUGUACAAGCAUGCGGUGGACGGAUGGGAGAGAAAGAGAAGCAGAACCAUUUGUGCAUUAUGAAGAGAGGCAGAACUGGAGGCAAGAGGGCGAAGAGAACCAGCCUGUUGUGAGUAGCCUGCCAUGCCACCUGAGGCCAUGGUGAAGCCCCUGCCUGUGCUGCCGCUGAGGGGCCAUGUCUGGGCCCAUGCCCAGUAUGGCUCUAUGUCUAUGUCCGUGGCUCAUAUUACCAUUAACGACCAUGCAGACAUCCCUGGUCUGGGCUGCUUCCUGGGACCAUGUUGAUGGCCAAGACAUGGCAAAAUAAACAGUCUUGACUUGUCUCCAAGUGUCCAGUGUUCUUAUUACAAAAUGAGAGUGCUCUUAUUAUAAAGUAAGGAUCACUAUUUCUCAUACAUACUUCCAAUACACAAUGGCACAGAAUAAACCUUUGAAUUCCAAAGGGAGGAAUAGGGACCCAGCCAGGAGAGACUGAAGUCCAGAGUGAAAAAUACCAACCCACUUAGCUCCGUGUCCAGCGUCUAGGACUAAUGAUGAAACCAUUUGGGAUCCAACAGCCAUGGAUGGCCCUGCUUUCCAGUCACUUUGCCUGACUCCAUUCAGUACUGGCAGCUUUCCUUGAUAGAUGCCCCAUGGCUGUGGUAUACCUAAUCUCCUGAAGUCGCUAAUACAAUCUAGGCUUCCUCUGUACAGCUUCACCUAAUAGUCCCUAAGGUACUUCUUGAAGAGAAUCCAGCCCUGCCACACAUAGUUGGUGGUUUUCUUGAACCUUGGGGCAGAUGCCCAUGACCCGAUAAGUUUUCUAUUUUGCACAUUUGCAAAAUUAGCCCUUUGAGAUCACAACUGCCAAGUUCUGCUGCCAGCUCUACGUGCACCUUGAUAGCCUUGGACCACACCUGCUGUGACCUCUGUGUGUCUGUGCAGCAUGAUCCUGGGAAAAUACUUCCUAGGUAGUUAAAACAAAGGGGGAACACUUGUUGCCACCUUUCUGUCCAAGCAUUCUCUUCCCAAUACAUUUACAUUUUAUACCUUGUAGUGGUAGGUUGAUGGGUGUGGUCUUGCCUUCAAUAUAGCUUUCCCAUUGUCCAAAUGCAGACUUCUGGCUUCUCUUUAGUUGCAUUAAUUUCUUUAGUAAUUAGUGCCGCUUUGUCCAUAGGUGCCUUAUCUGCAGCCAUAAAUUCAUUCUUGCUUCUUUCGUUGGAUGCUACACAUUUUCAUACCUUUCUGUCCUACGUUCUAUUUUUCUCCCACUGUAAAUCUUAGUAAAUGCAUCCAACAAUAGCCACUAUGUUAUUUUUAAAUAUUCUUUGCCAGACAACUUAGUUUAUUAUUGUUAUUACUAUUAUUGCUGCUGUUGUUAUUGUUGUUGCUGCUGCUGCUGCUGCUGCUGUUGUUUUCAAGACGAGGUUUCUCUAUGUAGCCCUGCCUGUUCUGGAACUCAUUCUGUAGACCAAACUGGCCUCAAACUCACAGAUUCACCUGGCUCUGCCUCCCGAGUGCUGGGUUUAAAGGCAUGUAGCACACUGCCCAGCUAAUCUAGUAUUAUUUUUUAAUUCAGCCAUAUUCAAGUAGUCAGAAUAACUACAGAACACAGCCACAGUCUUUGUCAAAAUGUAACACAAAUGGUCAUUAGUUCAAUUCCUGAUGGAGUCCUUAUUCUCAGAAGCCACAUGCACACAGUUCUCAGUGCCUAAAUUAUUAUGGACAGUCAGGUCUUCAGGGCUCCCACUCAAGUUGCCCAGUAAAGUCUUCUUACAGUAUUUUAGGGCUUUGGUAGCUCACAACUACAAACUCAUUCAUAUCCACUCCAAAACCAAUCCCAAAGUACAUGGUCAGGUUUAUCACAGAAGUUGCCCCACUUCUGGUACCAGUAUUCUGUAUCGCUUCCUUUUUGCUGCUGUGACAGCAUACAUAAUGAAAACAACGUAAAGAAGGAUUGCUUAUUUGGAGUUAUAAUUUGGAUGGAUUCAUCAUAAGAGGAGAGGCAUGCAGUGGGAGGGCUAUGUGGUGGCCCAUUACUUCUGGGAAGUAGAGGAAGCAGAGACAGGACAGGAAUUGAACAGAGCUAGAACAUACAACUCAAGACUUGCCCUCCAGUGACCCACUUCUGCCCACCAGACUGACUUCAUCUCUCAAAGGGCACAAAAUAUCCCCCCAAAACACCCUCUGGGGAAUCAAGUGUUCAAUACAUGUCACAUUCAAGCCACAGCGCCUUAACCAUUUUAAGGUGCAGAGUUCAAGGGAAAACCAAAUCAACAAAUUCACUUUGCUAUGCAGUCAUCACUGCCAUCCGACUCCAGAGUGUCCUCGCCUUCUAAAAUUAUGAUCCAUUAAGCCUGAGUGCAAUUCCUUCUCCCAACCCCUGCCCCACCACACCUAUUGUGAUGGUUAAUCUUGACUGUCAACUUGACUGUCACCUAGAAAACACUUAUGUGUCUGUGGGUCUGUGAUGCUGUUUCUAGAGACGCUUAAGUGAAGAAGAUUCACCCUGAAUGUGGUGGCACCAUCCUGUGUCUGGAGUUCUCCAUAGACUAAAGAGAAGAAAGGGAGCUGAGUGUCAGCAUUCAUCUUCUGCUUCUUAGAUACAGUGUAACCAGCUGCCUUGAUCCUGCUUUGCCACUGUGACCCACUGUGCCCUUGCACUGUGUGCCAGAUGAACACUUCCUUCCUUAAGUUGCUUCUUGUCAGACACUUAGGCACAGCAGGUAAGGCAAGUAUCUGAUACUCAUUAUCCCACCUAUGUGUCCUGAAACAUGAUGGCUUCAGGGACUUCAUAGAGACUGAGUCACAUGGUACCUUCCCCUCUUAUUUUUUGUGGGGCAAACACAAAAUAAGCAUAAGCAAAUAAAAUUUAUUUUUAUGCAUGUUUCUUAUCUAUCUGUCUAUCUAUCCAUCCAUCCAAUCACCCACCCAUCUAAUCUUAUCUAUCUAUCUCUAUCUAUCUAUCUAUCUAUCUAUCUAUCUAUCUAUCUAUCUAUCUAUCUAUCUAUCUAUCUAUCUAUCUAUCUAUCUUUACUUGGGCCUGCAGAGAUCAGAAAAGGAUGUCAGUCCCAUGGAGCUAGACUUGCACACGGUUGUGGGCUAUUUGAGUGGGUGCUGGCUGGGAGUCAAACUUUGCUCCUCUGGAAAAGCAAGUGCUCUUAACCACUGAGUCAUCUCUCUAGUACUUGUCCUUUUUGUGAUUAGUUUAGUGCAUUUAAUAUUGUAUCCUAAAAGCCUAUCAAUUUCCCAAAUUUUUCCUUUCUCUUCUGUCUUCUGCCUCACUAAGUAGACUAAGCUGAUCUCAAAUUUGUGAUCCUCUGGCCUGGCCUCCUAUGUGCUGGAUUUUAGGUAUGCAUCACCACAUUCGAAUAGAAUGCCCACCCUCCCUCCUUUCCUUUCUUCCUUCCUUCUUUCCUUCUUUCCUUCCUUCUUUCCUUUUGCUCUCUCUCUCUCUCUCUCUCUCUCUCUCUCUCUCUCUCUCUCUCUCUCUUUCCUUCUUUCUUUUUCUUUUUGCAACAAGAACUAACAUAUCUCAGGCUGGCCUUGAACUCACUAAGUAACCAAGGAUGACCUUCUGCCUCCAUCUUCUGAGUGCUGGGAUGACAGGCAUGAAUACAAUGUCUGGUUUCUGAAGUGUCAAGGACUGAAUCCAAGGCUUAGAUCAUGCUAGGUGAACAUAUUAUCAAACUGAGCUACAUCUCCAGACCCCCUUGACCUUUAAAAAUUGUACUGAUUGAGUGCUUUGUUGAUUAGGUAUGUGUGUGUAUGUGUACCACAACACACAUGUCAAGGUCAGAGGUCAAGGUCGGUUCUCUUCUUCCACUCCAUGGUUCCCUGCCAUCUAAGGCAGAAUUUCAGACUUGGUGGCAAGCACCAUUUACCUACUGAGCCAUCUCACUGUCCCCCCACCAUUUAAAAAGGCGGUUAUUUCUUCCUAUAUGUAUGGGUGUCUUGCCUCUGUGUAUGUCUGUGCACCGUGCCCAUGAAGUGCCCACAGAGGCCAGAGGAGAGCAUAGGAUCUCCUGUAACUGGAAUUACAGACAGUUGGGACCCGUCUUGUGGAGGUUAGGAACCCAACUCAGGGCCUCUGCGAAAGGAGCAGUCACUGAGCCAUCUCUCCAGUCCUACCCUCUCCUUCAUUUUGAAGAACGGACUGAACUACAUUCCGCUUAUCCAUUUAUCCAGCAGCGGACGUAGGCUUCCUUCGCCUUUGACUAAUUUGAGCCAUGCUGCUGUGAACAGAUGUACCUGGAUUGUGUCAUCUCCUUGGGUGUCUCUGCACACGAAUGAUUUUUUCUGCAUGUGUGCGUAUGCAUCAUUUUCCUCUGACUAAGAAUGUUUUUUUCCUUUCCUGGUUUCACACAAUACGAUUGUGAUGUGUCUUCUUUGUUCUCAGAUUUUGCUGAGCUCUCUGGAUCUGUGGGCUUAUGAUUUUUAUCUAACUUGGAAAUUUUUCAGCUCUUUUCCUCUCCGGUUGUAUUUUCUGUCUUAUUUCUCGUUCUCAUUCAGGAGCUACCGUGAGCGUUCGACACUGCGCCUCUCCUCACCGUGUCUGUCUGCUCUGACCUUUGGGUGCCACCCACUUCUGUGCCUUCAAAUUCAUUAACCUUUCCUUCCACAGCAUCCAAUUUGCCACUGGUGCAUUUUUCCAUUCCAGAUGCUGGCGUUCUUGUUCAUCUCCAGAACUUCAGGGCUUGCCUUCCCUCAUGUAAUCACCCCCUGUGCCUCCGCUUAACAUUCAGCCUGUGAAACCCAGUCAGAGUAAUAUUUUGCUGACCUUGUCUGUGACUGUUUGGUGAUAUUGUUCACCCCACACAGUUCCUUUUUGUCAUAGAAAUGAGGAAAGUUACUGAGAGAGUUGGGUAUUAGACACUGCAACUUAAAUCUUUAAAAAAUUUUUUUAAAAAAGAUUUAUACAGUGUGUGUGUGUGUGUGUGUGUGUGUGUGUCCACACAUAUGGAUGCCCACAGAGGGUUGAAGGCAUUUAAUCCCCUAGAGCUAGGAAGUUGUAAGCCAUGGGUGUGGGGAACUGACCUCUGGUCUUCUUGAAAGACCAGUAGCUGUUCUUAACCACUAAGCUCCUACUCUAACUCCCAUCUUUUUCUUUUUAGCUUUGAUUUUAUUUCCCCUAUUUCCCCUCCCGUGUCUGUGUGUGUGUGUGUGUGCAUAUGUCUCUAUGUCUGUAUAUGUUUGUGUGUAUGUAGAUCUGUAUAUAUGUGUGUGUGUGUGUGUGUGCGUGUGUGUGUGUGCAUGUUUGUAUGCAUAUGUGUAUACACAUAUGUGUGUUUGUAGGAUGUAUAGGUGUGUAUAUAUGUAUGUUUGUGUAUGUGCAUGUGCACAUAGAAGCAGUGCAUGUUUGUAUGUAUAUAUUUGUAGGUGCACACAUUUGUGUGUGGUGUGUGGGGGGGGUAAGUGUUUACAUGUGUGCAUGUGUGCAUGUGUGCAUGUGUGCACAUGUGCACAGAGACCAGAAAUCAAACUCAGGUGUAUUUCUCUGGAGGUGGGGGUUUUUUGAGCAUGGUUUCUCUGGGACCUAGGCCCAGCAAGCUUUAGGGAUCCACCUGUCUCUGUUUCCCCAGGACUGAUAUUACAUGCACACCACCACACUCUGCUUUUUGCAAGGGUUCUGGGCUUCUGCCUGCAUAGCAAGCACUUUAUUGACUGAGCCCUCCUUUCAGCCCUUGACUUUAGAGAGAGCUACAUGUCACCUGGGUCUUCAUUUCUGCCUUUGUUGCAUCUACCCUAUGCACUAAGGUAAGGGACACUACCUUUCUAGGUUGUCCUGCCAUAGGUAGGGUCAUCCAAGAAUAUUUGCUGUUGUAUAUAUGGAAGCUACCAUUCCAUGGUACAAUGUCUGAUGAUUUGGUAGAGGUGUCCUCUACCAGCAGAACGAGUGGAUUCUUCUUAGUGGCACUGUCCACUUACAGAGCAUGGCUUGGAACCAAGCUGCUCUACAAGGCAUCAGUGAGGGUCUCAGGGUGUCAUAAUGGUAGGCUGGCCAUCUAUGCCAAGCCAGCUGAUCCUCUGCCUGUCAUUCACCAGCAAACUUGGGGAGUUUCCCCUUUUGUUCUGUGAGACCUAUGGAUGGUGUAGAAUGUAGGCUCCAUUGCUAUCUGAGUGUCUCAGAACCAACUGAUGAAAAGAGUGUAGUUGUAUUUGCACCAUUCCCAAGGGGAUGGCAUGGAGCAGAAAGGGAGCCACACAGGCAGAUGGCUCUCAGUACAGCAUGUGGAAAGCUGAGACUGAAUCCCAAGGGCUGGAUCUGAUCUGACUGGGUUUGUCCAGGCUGUCCCUGCUUGGAGGUGGAGCUCAGAGAGUGGGAGGCAAACUCCAUACUCAGGAAAUUAAAGUAUACGUGGGGCAGCCUCCAAGGGCAAAGUGGAGAUCUAGUUGAAGAGGUCAGGUCACAGAUGGAAGGCUAGGGGAAAGGGAUGGUACCAAUGUGGCUGACCUGUCAUGAGUGCAGCAACUUCCCUGUGAAGGAAACCUGGGAGGGACAUGGACUAAGGGAGAAGAAGGACAAGAUCAGCCUGCCAUGAAUUAAUUUUGGGGAAUGGUGGGGCUUGAGUUUCACUCCCAUGUCACAUGAAUAGAAAUUGUGGCUUGUAUCAGGAGCUUUGCCUGCUCUUGUCCUGUCCCAAAGCUAGAGGGGCAGGAAGGAUGGCCCAGUGGUUAAGAACACUAGUUCUUAGCCACUCUUCCAGAGGUCCCAGUCACACUUGUUGCUCUUCCAGUAAAACCAGGUUCAAUUCCCAGCACCCAUAUAGUUGCUCACAACUUCUUCAGUUCCAGAGAAUCUGAGGCUCUCUUCUUGCCUCUGUGGGUGCUGCACAUACAUACAUGCAAGCAAAACACCCACACCAUAAAAUAAAAUAAAUAUUGGAUUUAAAAAUCAUCAACUAUUAAAGCAGUUAAAAAGGUGGAGAUCCAGGCUGAGAUGGCUAAGUUGGUAAAGUGCUGACGGCGCGUGGGCCUGGGUUUGAACUCCAGAAUCUACUUUAAAAAGCCAGGCAUGCUAACCUGUGAUCCCAGCACUGAGAAGACAAAGUCAAAAGGAUCCCUGGCACUUGCUGGCUAGUCAGCACCUGAUAUAAGUCAGUGACAAACCCCACCUUAAAACAAAACAAACAAACAAGCAAGCCAAACAACAACCAAAAAAGGAGAUGGCACAACAGCCAAGGUUGUCCUCUGGCACAUAUUCUCCUAUACACAAUGCACAGUGCACCCAGACAGCCUCAUACACACUCCUAUGCACACAGUGCACAUGUGUACCCACAUCCACAUAGACAUGUACACACACACACAGACACACACGCACACACACACACAGACACACACACACACACAUCAAAAUUAAAAUAACAUUUUGUAGUGUGUAAACAGGACCGGAAGUUCCAGACAGUGUCUGUACUUCUUUUCCUGGGAAACAUUUAUUCUUGGUGUUUUUGUAAUGUCUGUGGCAGCAUUUGCUCCCUAGAAGUCCAGGGCAUGUGACAAUGACUGUGUAGCCUGCAAAAGAUGAUUUGUUAUCAGGUUCUCAGAAAAAGCUGUUUUUGUCCCCAUGCUUGAGAGCUCAAGGAUAGAUUCACACAGCCAGGGACAAAUGACCCCUGCAAAGGAGAGAUACCAAGGAGCCGGCAGGGCACAUGCCAUGGCAAAGUCUUCCUUCCGGCUGUUUUCUGAGACAUAAUCAUACACCACACACUUCAUUGAACCAUUCAACCACAGCCAUGUAAGCGUCAGCAUAGUCAGCCUGUGUGUGUGCGUGUGUGUGUGUGUGUGUGUGUGUGUGUGUGUGUGUGUGUGUGUGUGUAUGCACGUGUGUGUGUGUGCCAUAGCAGAUUCUCCAGAUUGUGUGGAGAUCAGAUUCUCCAGAGCAUCAGUCUUUGACUUUUACCUUCGUGAGGCAAGGUCUCUUUGUUGUUGUGUAUUCUAGGCUAGCUGGCCCUUGAGCUUACAGUGAGUCUCCUCUCCAUCUCCCAUCUCGUCAGAGCAAUGCUGAGGCCACAGGAAUGUGCUCUCAUGCCAGGCUUUACACGGGUUCUAGGGAUGCAACUUCAGGCCACUGUGCUUGCACGGCAAGUACUUAAUCUGCUGAGCCAUUUCCCCAAGCUCCUUAGAACAUGGUGAUUAAAAGGAAAUUCAUACCCUGUAGCCACUACCUCCCCCUCAUUCUUGUCCCCGUGUCUAUUUCUGUCUCUGUGGAUUGGCCUAUUCUGGACAGUUCUUGUAAAUGAUGUCAUGUAAUAUGUGAUCUUUCGGUUUUUCCUUCUUUCACUCGUUCCUGUCUACCAACACCAUGAUGCCAACCAGUGUUGUAUCUCGUCUCUUGGCUGAAUAAUAUUUCCUUCUGAGUCAGCUCUUGCUUUAUCCAUUCAUUUGUCUGUUGAUGGACAUUUGGCUGUUCCAAAGCAUCUACAUGAAGACCACGCGGAUAAGGAUAGAGCCAGACUCCAGGUCCCACUAAAGAGACAAACGAGACACUCGUGAGCAGGAGAGAACUGCUUCUGAACAAGGGCACUGCCACCAUGUUGAAUGAUGGCAACAGUCAGAGUUCAGAGGGUGUGGGUAAAUGAAGUUAAGAAAUGAGGGCACACCUAGGGAGACACCAAUCCCUAGGGAACUGUCACCUUUAAGCUGAGGAGAGCAGACUGGGCUUGCAGGAAGUAAGAGGGCCAGGAUGAGAGAGGGAGGCCAAGGUGGGAAAGGUGCUGAGUGGGGUGAGACACUGGCUUUAUAGAAGUAGGUUAUGUAGCAGCCUGGGAGGAAGGAAAUAUGGCGAGACCUCUGAAAGGGUUGUGAGUCUCAACAGAGAGAUUUGGAGUCUUGGGUCUUAAGGGGUCUUGCAAGCUCUGCUCCGGAGAUGUGGAGAUCUAGGUGAAAAAGCUAUAAAACCUGUGAAAAACGAUGACCAGUCAGCAAGGUCCCUGUUUCCAUAGGUUAAAUGUAGCUCUCAGUCAUCAUCAAAUAAGCUUCCUUUUACAGCACAUGAGGACCGUUACAGAAAUCCAUAAAUGGUCAAAAUGUAGAGAACAACUGGCUGUGGGUUACCUACCCCAUCUGAUGUAUUUAUUCGGCCAUCUCCAUACAAACAACUCAGGAAACAUGGAGGAAGAAGGGGCAGAAAGAUGAAAAGAGUCAGAGGGUCAGGAAGUCUGUGAUAGUCUAGUGUCCUCUACACAUGGCCAGGGAGUGACCCCUAUGAGAUCUCAGCAAUGCGGUUGCCUACACAAGACCUGAAAAAUGACAUCAUCAACUGAUCAAUGCCAAUGUGGAUGGGGAACAAGGCUCCACCCCUAGCUGAAGAACUGUGGGCAAAUAAAGCUGCUCUCGGUGGGAGAAUCUGUUUUCUCCAGGGACGAGCUCCCUGGUAGGUUAUCCGAUUCCAAGUGGUCAGUUCUAAUCACAUAGGAACAACACUGUGGAUUCAGGGGGGUGUGUACCUGCGCAAACCACUAAUAAUUAAAGAAGAGGUCACAAGUUUGGGAGGGGGCGGGGCAGACGAUGUGGGAAUUGGAGUGGGGAGGAGUGGUGGAAUGAUAUAAAUACAGUUCUCAUGUAUGAAAUUCUUUUUAAAAAAUGAAUUAAAAAAUCUAGUUGAAGGCUAGGUAGAUGACCAGGACUGGUGGCUGUUUUCCAGUCCCCAGCUGAACAGGACUUGAACAUCCCCAACAGAGUGAUGGCCACCGUCCCACAGGGUCUCAAGAGUAAUAACCUGCGUGGACCUUCACCAAGGCGGGGCUCUGGGACUGUCACUGCCCUUACUAUGCAGCCUUCACUUGGUGUGCAGAGUGAAGGACGUCUCUCUCCAUUGUGAGCUUGACAAGAAAGAGUCAGGGAAGGAAGCGUGUGGAGAAAUGGCUCAGUAGUUAAGAGCACCUGGGAGGCGUCCCCAGCUGUCACAUGGAGGCUCACCGCCAUCCGAAACUCCAGUUCUAGGAGACCUGACACUUCCGUCUGACCUCUGCAGGCACAAAGCAUGCACAUGUUGCAUAGACAUACUUGCACUCACAUACAGAUGUGUGUGUGUGAGUGUGUGUGAGUGUGUGUGUAUGUGUGUGUGUGAGUGUGUGUAUGUGAGUGUGUAUGUGUGUGUGAGUGUGUGAGCAUGUGUGUGAGUGUGUGAGAGUGUGUGUGUGUGAGUGUGUAUGUGUGUGUGAGUGUGUGAGCGUGUGUGUGAGUGUGUGUGUAUGUGUGUGUGAGUGUGUGUAUGUGAGUGUGUAUGUGUGUGUGAGUGUGUGAGCGUGUGUGUGAGUGUGUGUAUGUGUGUGUGAGUGUGUGUAUGUGAGUGUGUAUGUGUGUGUGAGUGUGUAAGCGUGUGUGUGAGUGUGUGUGUAUGUGUGUGUGAGCGUGUGUGUGAGUGUGUGUGAGAGUGUGUGAGUGUGUGUGUGAGUGUGUGUAUGUGAGUGUGUAUGUGUGUGUGAGUGUGUGUGAGAGUGUGUGUGAGUGUGUAUGUGAGUGUGUGUGUGUGUGAGUGUGUAUGUGUGUGUGAGUGUGUGAGCGUGUGUGUGAGUGUGUGUGUAUGUGUGUGUGUGAGUGUGUGUAUGUGAGUGUGUAUGUGUGUGAGAGUGUGUGUGAGUGUGUAUGUGAGUGUGUGUGUGUGUGUGUAUGUGUGUGUGAGUGUGUGUAUGUGAGUGUGUAUGUGUGUGUGAGUGUGUGUGAGUGUGUGUGAGUGUGUAUGUGAGUGUGUGUGUGUGAGUGUGUAUGUGUGUGUGAGUGUGUGAGCGUGUGUGUGAGUGUGUGUGUAUGUGUGUGUGUGAGUGUGUGUAUGUGAGUGUGUAUGUGUGUGAGAGUGUGUGUGAGUGUGUAUGUGAGUGUGUGUGUGUGUGUGUAUGUGUGUGUGAGUGUGUGUAUGUGAGUGUGUAUGUGUGUGUGAGUGUGUGUGAGAGUGUGUGUGAGUGUGUAUGUGAGUGUGUGUGUGUGUAUGUGUGUGUGAGUGUGUGAGCGUGUGUGUGAGUGUGUGUGAGAGUGUGUGUGAGUGUGUAUGUGAGUGUGUGUGUGUGUAUGUGUGUGUGUGAGUGUGUGUAUGUGAGUGUGUAUGUGUGUGUGUGUGUGUGUGUGUGUGUGUGUGUGAGAGAGAGAGAGAGAGAGAGAGAGAGAGAGAGAGAGAGAGAUCUGGGAAGGAAUCUGGUGAUGUGGCUCAGUUGCUAGAUUGUCUAGAAUGUGACCUAGCAUGUAUCAUAUAUGGGACCCUGGGUUCAAUCUCAAGCAUCACAUACAAUGGGUAUGGUGGUACAUGCCUAUAAUCUAUCUGGGGAUAGAAGAAGAUGGAUAAGAAGUUCUAAAGUUCACAGUCAUCCUCAGCUACAUAGUGAAUUACGCGCUAGCCUAAGCUACAGGAGACCCUCCCACCACCACCACCACCACCCCUAAAUGGAGAGAAAGUACAAAAAAAAAAAAAAAACCUUAGGGAAAGGCAGGGAGGCAGGGCAAGGAAGCAGUGGGCUCUGAACAGGGAGGGUCUGCGGAUCAAACCUCCUCAAGGCGCCAGGAUACAAACUUUUUGCAUUUCUUUUGUAUGUGUGUAUGCAUGCUCAUGUGUGUAAGGAUAGGCACAGCAGUGUGUAUGGGGGUCAGAGGAUGUCUUGGAUGAUGGUCCUUCCCUUCCAGCCUGUUUGAGAUAGAAUCUGUUGUUCAUUUUUGCAGUCCUGGGGCUAGCUAGCCUGGGAGUUUGAAGGGAUUCUCUUGUUCCCUUCUUCCCCUCUUGGGUUUAUAUGGGUUCUGAGGAUUUGAACUCAGGUCCUCAGAGCACGUACUUUACUAAAAACCUCCCCAGACCAACUGCUUCCUUCCAUUUCUAUUUGGAUUGCUCCAAACGGCAGAGAAGUGACUUGACUCAUCCAAGGGCUCUUAGCAGACACCCAGGAAGUUUCGACUCACAGCCCACUUCCCACAGCAAGGUGGUCACAACGCUAGUUUAGGAAGAUACAGUCUCGAAGAAUCCUGGAGAGUCACCUAGCCAGCAGGCAGCCCCACACUGGCAGUAAAGGCUCCAUAGCAGUGUGAAAGCAGAAAGAAGUGCUGGUUUUGGUAGCCCUCCCCCAGUCAUAUACUUACAAGGAAAGUAACUCCAGGUUACUGCCCGCUGGAUCGACCACUUGAACCCUAGUGGUCGUGCUUGGCUCAUGAGUGUCUAGUCAUUUGAAGGGAAAAAUGGGCUUGCUAUGGCCUUGAGAGCACAGUUCUGGGACAGUGGGACAAAACUGAGACUUUUCCAAGGUUAGUGCAUGUCUUUUCCCCUUUAACCCUCCCUCUACCGGCCUCAGGGGAAGGAUGGGACUGAGAGGCCUGCUGGAAUCCUAAGAAGUGUUAUUGAACAAAAAGCCUGGGAACUGAAUAGAACUAGUCUGGAUGGAUUCAGGAGGCACCAUCAGGAAAAGAGACCCAGACUUGGAGAGCUGGCUGUAAAGUGCAGAUAGAUGACAGCGUGAGAAAGGAGGGGGCAGAGUGGGCUUGAUUGUAUUCUCUCAGGUCAGGGCACCUGGUCCUGGAGAUCCUUAAAACCAGAGGCGGGGGGUGUGCAUGAGGGACUAUAUGGGUAAAGGUGCCAGGAACAUGAAAUUUCCCAUUAUAGGUGAGGACCACUCCUCAAGCUCUCCUCACAUGAAAGGGGGCACAGGUGUGCUCCUACAAUGUGUGGACACACGGGUCCUGGAGGAGGAGCAGGGUGGGGCGGAGUGGGCGUGGAGCCUUGUGCGAGACACUCCCCCAUCUUUGGAGCCACGCGCCAGGCGUACGCUUCCUUCUGCCCCAGCAUAGGACCGCGCCAAUUGUCAUUGGCCAAACGGGUGAUCCCAGAUUGGCUGAGACCCCGGCUCCCGCCUCCUCCGCCAGGGGGGAGGGACAUGGGUGCAGGUUUGUGGCUCGUGCAACCCUAGGGGGUCGCGCUCUUCUACCUCUUUGGCCACCGCAAAGCCUAGUCCGUUCUUCACCCGGCUGCAAGCGCUAGGUGUACGGAGACCUGGCAGCUCUUGGGGCUUAAGGACUGAGCACCAGAGCCGGUGGAGGUUCCUGUGGAGUACAUUCGGACCCUCUCACAGCCCCCGAGAGUGCGGGACGUGCGGAGCGCAGUUCGGGAUCUGCACUCGAGGACUUGUCGAGGACGCAUUAAGCUAAGCAUCUGCUCGGAGCAUGGAAUCGCACUUUAACUGGUACGGGGUCCCAAGGCUCCAGAAGGCUAGCGACGCGUGCCCUAGGGAAUCCUGCAGCAGUGCCCUGCCUGAGGCCCGUGAAGGUGCGAACGUCCACUUCCCACCGCACCCGGUUCCUCGCGAGCACUUUUCCUGUGGCGCACCGAAACCCGUAGCGGGGGCCCCGGCGCUGAAUGCAAGCUUGAUGGACGGCGGCGCGCUGCCCAGACUCGUGCCCACCUCGUCUGGAGUCGCUGGAGCCUGCACUGCUCGGCGGAGACCCCCGUCCCCGGAACUGCUUCGCUGCAGCCGACGGCGGCGAUCGGGAGCAACGGAGGCCAGCAGCAGCUCGGCGGCCGUGGCACGCCGCAAUGAGCGUGAGCGCAACCGCGUAAAGCUGGUAAACUUGGGCUUCCAGGCGCUGCGGCAGCACGUGCCGCACGGCGGCGCCAACAAGAAGCUGAGUAAGGUGGAGACGCUGCGCUCCGCGGUAGAGUACAUCCGUGCGCUGCAGCGGCUGCUAGCAGAGCACGACGCGGUGCGUGCUGCGCUCUCUGGGGGUCUAUUAACACCCGCUACUCGGCCGUCCGAUGUGUGCACGCAGCCCUCCGCCUCCCCUGCCAGCGCGUCUCUGUCCUGCACCUCUACAUCCCCAGACCGCCUAGGCUGCUCCGAGCCUGCCUCUCCGCGCUCCGCCUACUCGUCGGAGGACAGCAGCUGCGAGGGAGAGACUUACCCGAUGGGGCAGAUGUUUGACUUUUCCAAUUGGUUAGGGGGCUACUGAGCACCCCACACCCCUAAGCUGCGUCCCUGGGUGUCCCCUGGUGGACCUACCUGCGUUUCUUGCCCAGGAAACCUGGGCCCAUGCCUUACCCAUGCUGUCUAGUGCAGCCUGACCAAAUGCCAAGUACUGACCUCUGCUCGGCCUCCACGCCGCGGAAUGACAUCUUCCAUCUCCCAGUCCUUGCCGAACCAGGACUUGGAAAUUUCUCAGGAGAAAGAAUUUUACAAUGACAAUCUGCUUUUUAUCAAUUAACUUGAACUGCUGGAGGACUCUGCUGAAAAUAUGAAGAAUUAUUUUUAUACAAAGGAUCCUUAAGCUUGGAGCACAAUAAAGAUGACCUCUGUCUCUCACCCCCACUGUCUAGAACUUUCCAACCUGGCCAAAGUGUGGACGGGUCGGGCCCUGAGGGCAAGAUGCCUGGCUGCACCCUUCUUCCUCUUCCGAAGCCUAUCCUGACGCUGAUGUUUGGCCAGUGUGGGAACCCUGCUAUUGCAAAGUGUACUAUUCUAUAAAAGUUGUUUUUCAUUGGUG
Rattus norvegicus (Norway rat) is the source of this 30436-nucleotide messenger RNA. The record is from RefSeq and is a predicted model, not a curated record. Lineage: Eukaryota; Metazoa; Chordata; Mammalia; Rodentia; Muridae.